AUGUAUGUAUGUAUAUAUAUAUAUACAUGUUCAUUACAAAGUUACGAUUUAUAUCCCCCCUUUUCCCAUGUUCCCCGGGACGUCCGGCGAAGUUCACAGCUCGGGGUCUUCGGUCUUCGCUGCUUCGGUCAGGUGCUGUGCAAACAUCAUGGCACCGACACCAUCCCGGACCACCAGCAGCAGGCCGCCGUUUGGCUGGAGGAUCUCCUAGCGGCAAUCCAGGCAGAGAUGCCGGUGCUGUCCGAACGCCUCUUCCACGUGCUGCAAGCCGAGGCCAGCUAUACCCUGCAGUUCACCCAGUGGUUGGCCAACUUCAGCGCGGCAGACUUGAGGCGUCGCACUGGCAUCCGCCACGAUGAGCAGACGGUGAAUGCCUCCAUGCUACAGACCCAGAGCAUCACCGACAACAUCAUGACCGUAUGUGAUGUGAAAAACAUCCCUUUGAUCAACCCUUCGGACCCGGUGACUUUCGCGCCGCUUCCGGAAAGGACCCGGUCCCUGCCGGUGACCUUCGAGGCGGCCGUCCAGUGGCCCCACUGUGCCGAGAUCAUCGUGCGCAUCCACAACCAAGGUCAAUGUGGCAGUUGCUGGUCUUUUGGCGCCACCUCAGCCCUGGACUCCCGGCUCUGCAUCGCCACCAACGGUGUCUUCAGCGGUCCCGAGGCGCAGCUCUCGCGAGGCUUCGUGGCGUCCUGCGCGCCGCCCGGCGGCCGCGAUGGCUGCGGCGGAGGAUGGUCCGACUGGGUCUUUGAUUUGAUGGCCAACACAGGUGUUCCUACGGGAGGCUCCUUGGGCUGCCAUCCCUACUUUGCCCACGGGGACGGCACGGAGCAUUUCUCCGUGAGUGGAGUGGAUUUGACCAAGAAUCAUUUUUGUGACGAGAAGUUCCCUGGGAAUCGGCUGUUUGAAGGCCCUAUGGGCGAGGACAAAUUCAAGCUGGGUACUUCCAGUUACAUCGCCAUCGCCAGCUAUCAACACCCCUUCCCAGAGCGGGUGUACCACUUGGCUCGGGAAGCCUUGUUGAGUGGUGGAUUCUUGGCCAUGGACAUGGGAGAUCCAUUCGUGAGACCGAUUCCCGCAUAUCUCUAUGCGGAUUCGGGUUUCAUGGGCUACACCGGUGGGAUCUAUACCCAUGGAUGCAACAACUAUGCCAACCAUGCCAUUACGGUGGUGGGCUAUGGUCCCGACUAUUGGAAGUGUUUGAACUCCUGGGGUGACUGGUGGGGAGAUGGAGGCACAUUCAAGGUGGGUCUGUGCGUCUUGACGGAUUUCCAGAUUCCCAGUAACAGCUUGGCGGGUGACAGUCCAAACUACAGCUUCCCCCUGGUCGGCGACAGCCUCACCCCAGCACCCGGCUCGAACCCGUCGGCGGAGUACAGCACUGUGGCAGAGGCUUACAGCUACGCCAAUCCACGGACCAAGGACAAGAAAGGCUGCAUUACCAGCCCCAACUACGAUCCCAUUUCGGCUGCUGUCUACCCGGCACAUUCCGAGUGCGCCUUUGAUGUGAAGCAUCCCUCUGCCAUGGAAGUGGAGGAUUUCAACGUGGAAAAUUUCUACGACUUUCUGAUUGUCAAUAAUGAGGCCUUCAGUGGAAGCCUAACCCCACAUGGAAAGGUACCCGCGACUGCCUCCAAGAUUCAGUGGGUCGCCGACUAUAGCGUUGAAAUGACAGGUUUCAAGAUUUGCCCCAGGUCUGAACAGUUCGUUUUGGAGAAGUGGCGCCCGGCAUUUUUGGUCACUGGUUCUUUGCGGAAUUCUGCAAUCGUCAAAUACCCAUGCAUCAGUCAUUUUUUUGGACAGUUAGGCGAAGAUUCCACGCGUUUUGUCACAGCCUCUUGGGAUGCCACGAUGCACGUCUUUGAUUUGACGCGAAAGGAGCUGGAUAAGACACUCCGGAAGCAGAACGCUCAAAGACAGGAUCAGAUGGGCGGCCUCUACUCCGUGGCCUUCGCCAAAACGGCUCCAGAGGUGCUAGGCUGUACCUCCGUGGACAAGUUGGGUCAGCUCAGUGUGCUCAAUCCGUGUCCGCGCUUGCGUGCUACGGAUGUUUUUUGUUUGAAUCCCACUGGAAUGAUAGAGUUGUUGAGAGACAAUUCAUAG
Molecule: messenger RNA, 2103 nt
Organism: Cladocopium goreaui
Lineage: Eukaryota; Dinophyceae; Suessiales; Symbiodiniaceae
Source: the annotation of a GenBank genome assembly